AUGUGCAACAUCCUCAGACCCGUCACAGAGUGUCAACAGUGCUUGAAGGCCGUAGAACUUGAGCCCCUCCCCCAAUCCUGCAGCCAAAUUGCUAACACGGACAACCCAGAGAUCGGUCGCUGUGGCACUCUCACAUCGCAAACGGUCCCGGGUCCCCGGGACCGCGUCUGCGAGGAUUGCCACAACUCGGCACAGCUAGAAGCGGAAAGAAGAAACGAUUCGGACAGUGAGGCCAAUUCCUAUCCGCUGGCCGACUACCUCGAGUCCUUUCUUCCCCCGGCCGAGCCGACAGCCCACAACACUGUGGCGCAACAGGGUUCCCUCGCCACAACCUCGUCCGAGGCGGAGCGUCGCAUGAGAGAGAGGCGAGCAAGAUACUCGUGGCCUUCCGAGAUGAGCAGCGAGGACGGAGAGGACGACCGCGUCCCGGUCGACACUCCUGCCGCCCUAUCGACGAGCAAAGCGCAGCCGCCUCUGCUCGAGACGGUCCUGGUCGCGGGCACCCCGCGCGUCCACACGCCGACCCCGCGGUCCGCGACGACCCUGCGCAUCGAGACGCCCUGGAAGGAGUCCGCCCCGGAGCAAGCCAGUGACGAUCCGUGGUGGUACCCCGAGAUUUGGGGCCCAGCAAAAGACCUCCCCAGGGAGCUGGCCGAGUUCCUCCGCCGCAUCCCGCCCGCCGACACCUUCCACAACCAUCGCAUCUACGUCUUCCACAACGGCGAGGACAAGAUCGAGCAGGCGACGGUCCUGCUGGCCACGCCGGAGGGGUCGCGGGCGCGGGUCGUCUCGGGAGCGCUGUACGACGAGGGCGCGCGGCUGGUGACGCGCCGGCAGCUGGCGCGGGCGCGGUACGAGGAGCUUUCGAGCGAGGAGAGGGAGAAGAUGGCAAAGGGCGAGCAGUGCUGCAUCUUCUAUCCCUGCCGGGUCGCGAGCUGCCCGCUGCUCCAUGCCGAGGGGCAGCACCAGCCCAUCAAGCCGGUCGGGGAGACCCUGCUCGGCGCCAUGGAGAGGGGGUACGUCUGGCGCAAGAACUGGGGGGCCACGAGGAUCCCGCGCCCCGUGUCGCCGGUCUCGAGCAGACGGCAGAGGGGAGGGUCCACCGGCCCGUCCGAAGACCAGCGGCGGCGGCGCGGGGAGCCGGCAGCGCAGCAAACGGGCAGAGGACAGGGGUUCCUCCGGAGCGCCCUCGGGGCUUUCAUCGAUGGCGUGCUCCCCGGCCCGAAGCGGGAGAACUGA
Messenger RNA from Colletotrichum navitas, 1239 nucleotides. RefSeq lists its product as uncharacterized. The record is from RefSeq and is a predicted model, not a curated record. The coding region runs from base 1 to 1239 and encodes 412 amino acids. The transcript has 2 exons. NCBI's taxonomy places the organism in Eukaryota, Fungi, Ascomycota, Sordariomycetes, Glomerellales, Glomerellaceae.